AUGUCAUCACGGCAGCCUGGUGUGCAGGGCGCCAUGGCGGCUGUGAUGCGACGGAUGCGGGUGCGGCGCGCUCCUCCACUUCGGCCCGCGGCAACGGCAAUGUCUGGUCCAUCAGUGUUUGUUUCGCCUGUUGUCAAGAGCAUUCAUGCGCGGAUGUUGCCCUCCUCAUCCCCGUUGCCAUUAUCCCGAUCGGCAUCACCAUCACCAGAAGCUGUGCCGUGGAGUUCACCGGCAGAGUUCCCAGACUUAUCGUGCACGCUGCGCUCAUUUCUUCAGCAAAUGCAUGUGGCAUCUCCACCGGCCGUUUGUGCUGCAAAUCCAGUAGAAUCAAUGACAGAGGUACCCAGUGGAGGGUCACACAUCUCCACACGAGACCUAUUGCUUCAAUACAAUCCGACAUUGGACUCCACUAUAGUUCAGCGUGUAGCCGGCGCAGUUGAUAUUGAGGGGGCGUUACAGCGUGCCCGACACUUGCUGCAUGCUAUUCGAGAUGGUGGUGACCUCUACAAAAUGCUUGCUGCACUACGGGAGUCGCAGCCAACACCUCCUAUGAUGCAGGAGGUGGAACUGGAAGCAGGCAUUGCGGCAAAGUUGUGUCAAGGUAAAGAUGGUCACCGGUCAUGGCGGCUGCGUGGCUUCCGGCUACAUACCAGUGACGUUCAGGUGGCUGAAGUGCUCCCCAACGGGAAGAUAGUCUCAUUUACGGAUCCAACAUUGCCGAAUUCAGCCGCUGUUAGUCGUUGUUGUGAAUCAGCGAGAGUAGAUCAGCAGUAUUUACAUUUUGUGCUUUACAAGGAAGGAUUGUCGCUUCGUGAAGCAUUCACUUUGUUGGGUGGAGCUUGUGGGGUGACAUGUCAGGUAGAGGAUUUCGCAGUGAAUGUUGCACUGGAAGAGUCUGCUGUCACGGUGCAGCUGUGCAGUCUCCGCGUAUCAUUCCCUGCCGAUUUGCCGCCCAAGGAGCAACGAGCGGCCGUAUUGGGGAAUUUGCUGCAGGUGAACUUGAAGCCUCUCCGGCUUAGCGUGCAGGUGUUGCAUUGGCGAUCCUUCCCGUGCAACCCCUUCAAUAGCUAUAGAUGCAGGAUGCAGUACAGCAUGCUGGUGAGAGGCAUCACCGCUGGCACCACCACCAAUCAGAGCCGUUUGGAGGGGAAGGUGCUAGCGAAGCUCGCGGCGUUCCCGAAUUACUUUGGACCCCGCCAUUUUGGGCCAAUGCCUCCGCAGUGUCCGUUUCGCACAUACCACGCGAUGGCGGCGUGGGAACGUAACAUGCCGGCGGAGGCGCUUGUGAUUGCAGCAAGUUUGAGUGACACCGCAACAGCUAUGAUGGCAGAUAGUUGGGUGGGACAGUUGGUGGGGCUACUUCGCCGAGGUGAAGACCGCCCUGCCAUUCUGCGGGAGUGGUAUCACCUCCACGUUCCGUGUGGAUUGAGGGCACAAAUAGCAACAAGCAAAGCUGCUUUAGUGUGGAAUGUUCUCGCCAGCUGUCGCAUCCGUGAGCUGGGAGAAAAUGUGCUGGUUGAGGGCUCCCCUGAGCCUGGGGACUUUGCGAUGGAAAGUGAUAGUAACAACAUCCUUCCCAGUGGAAUGGUGGCGAAGCCGGAGCUUUUUCUUGAAACCGGUUUCACCGAUGUGAACACAACAUCUAUUGUAAAGAAUCAUGAUGAUGUUAGGGGAAGUGGGAGGGGCAGGGGCAUGGAGGGCCUCCAGGGCAUGGCGGCCAUCUUCACAAGAGAGGAGGCGGCGCGGUAUUCGCUUCGUGACAUUGUUAUUCCCUUUAAUGUAAGGGGAAAUGAAGUCAUGGAGCAGCUUGCACUCCUCCUGGGGUUUCAGUCUUCCUCUGGUAAAUUUGAGAAUCACCUGUGGUGCGAGGAGGUGCGGUGUCUUCCCCUGUUCGUGACGGGCAGCGGUUACCCCCGCGCAGCCCGUCCAUGGGUGAAGGCCUUACCAGAGCCAUGCGGAGUGGUUGGUGGGGAGAGUGAAGAUGCAUUCUAUAAAUUGCUUACAGAUAUGGAACUGCGGCAGCGGACAAGCUAUACAGCGACUUCGCGUGGUCAACGCCGUGGUGUGUGGCCUGUUGGCAAGUAUGGCUAUCGGCUUGCAGAACGAUUACCGGCUGGUGCGGUGUCACUUACCGCGUCGGAUAUGGCGCAAAACGGUACCAAGUGUCUUGCUCUUAACUUUUGUUUACCUGCACAUGCAUAUAGUAUGGCAUUUUUUCGGGAACUCAUGGUGAUAGAAGACCACACUGCCUCCUCAUCGAGAGUUCCUAGCGAACUCCGCCUUGUUGAUGCUCAUCGCCGUUCGGAAGGCGAGGAGAACGGUACGAUUGAAAAGGCGUCAGCUGCCCUUUCUGAUGGUGAUGUUGUGGCAGAUGGCAACCUUAUGGAUAGGCGCCGAUGA
Trypanosoma grayi is the source of this 2400-nucleotide messenger RNA. RefSeq lists its product as hypothetical. The transcript has a single exon. Gene Ontology annotation, molecular function: RNA binding; pseudouridine synthase activity. NCBI's taxonomy places the organism in Eukaryota, Euglenozoa, Kinetoplastea, Trypanosomatida, Trypanosomatidae. Gene Ontology annotation, cellular component: nucleus. Gene Ontology annotation, biological process: pseudouridine synthesis. Bases 1 to 2400 code for a protein of 799 amino acids. The record is from RefSeq and is a predicted model, not a curated record.